CAUUUAUGACUCGUGUGUGAGAAAAAGACCCACUUUGGAAACCUUUAAUUUUCUUCUAUAAAUACCUUGAUCCUCUCUAUCUAUCCAAAUAUAAAAAUAUAAUCCCCUCUAUAAGAACAUACAUAUCUCCCCCCACAGUCCCCACCCAUCCCAUUGAUCCCAAGAGCUUAUACAAUGGAAGAAAUGGCUUCUUUAUGGUGCUAUCAAGAGAACAUCUAUGAAUUGAAAGAUAGAUUACUCUACACCAGCUUGGAACUAGAAUCAUUGAAGAUUGAGGCGAUUGAGGAGUUGGGAAAAAACAAUGAGAAGAUGAAACAACUCAUCAAUGCAUUAAACCUAGCAUACAAGGAAAGAGAUGAAGCCAUAUCUCAAUACCAUACCCUUCUAAUUCUAAACAAAAUUCAUGAGGACCCUGUAAUUGAUCACCCGGAUGAUUCUUCUUCUUCCAUUAUCAUCGACAACUUCGUCAAGGGAAAGGAUUUGCCUCAAAAGGGGAUGUUAUUGAAGGCCGUUCUAGAUGCCGGUCCUCUGCUGCAGACGGUUCUUGUGGCUGGUCCCUUGCCCCAAUGGAGAAAUCCGCCGCCGGUUCUCACAUUUCCGGUUCCUCCAGUUGGGUUUAAGGAUCCUGGACCGGGGUCCUCGUUUGUUGAAAUGUCUUGUUCUUCUGCUGGGUCUUGUUUGGUUGGUGGUGGGAAAUGGGUGGCAGCUAAUUGUGACAAUAAUGUUAAUGGCUAUUGUCAAAUAGGGAAGAGGCAAAGGAUACGCUGAGAUAUGUUUGUUUGAUCUAGCUAGGGUAGAAUUGGGUCGGAUUUCUUUUUAAAAAUUUAAAUUUGAUCCUACUAAGUCGGUUAUACAUAACGCUAGAAAAACAUGUAUCUGAUAAAUUGAAUGUAUAAG
This is a messenger RNA of Impatiens glandulifera, 897 nucleotides long. RefSeq lists its product as uncharacterized. Lineage: Eukaryota; Viridiplantae; Streptophyta; Magnoliopsida; Ericales; Balsaminaceae. The record is from RefSeq and is a predicted model, not a curated record. The transcript has 2 exons. The coding region runs from base 175 to 768 and encodes 197 amino acids.